Molecule: messenger RNA, 285 nt
Organism: Diaporthe citri
Lineage: Eukaryota; Fungi; Ascomycota; Sordariomycetes; Diaporthales; Diaporthaceae
Exons: 3
Coding region: 1-285 (94 amino acids)
Source: RefSeq, a predicted model, not a curated record
AUGAUUUCUCUCCAGCUUUGUACCUGCGAUAACUACGAUCCAGCACCCACUGAGUGUAAUGCCACAGCCUGUGAAUUCGAUGGCAUGAUUAAGGAGGGGCUUCCGCUGAUCAGGGUGUGCUUGUUCAUCCUUCGUCCCAACCAUCCUUGGUCCCCGGCGCCACCCACUGUCAUCACAAUCAAUGGCAAGCCGUCAACAUGCCUGCUAGCCACUCUGGCCCGUCAGGCCCUGUUCAACGUCCUCGCCCAGCGUGCCGCACGGAUCGGGAAAGCCGCUCGCUCGUAA